AUCACUGACUUAAAUUGUCGCCUCGCAUGCCCCAAUGCAUUCAGGCGUACACAAACGAUCUUUGUUUGCCAUUUCUGAAGCUUAAGAAAUAUAUACUACUUCAGUCUUGAGUUAUCUUCGUUGCGACACAUUCAGGCGGAACUGUGUUUAAAUAUGGAGGAGAAGACUCGAUCGAACCCGUUUUCGAUUUCCAACAUUUUGAACAACGGCAGUUCAAGGGAAAGUCACGGGAGGAAAGAGUUGGAAACAUCGAAUGAUGCGGGAGGAACUUAUGACAGACAGCGCGCUGAACAUACGAAUAAAGAAGGUUGCGAAAUCCACCGGCCUGAUUCAAGCCCUUCGCAUCUGAAUAGAAGACUAGAGUAUGACUUUGAUGACUGGAGCAGAGCGUCUGUAGAAGAUUCAUUGGAAAAGGACGACCAAUCCUCUGAAGGUGACAAGAAAGAUAUUAACAAGAAACGAAGAAAGAAGAAGACAAGAACGGUGUUCUCACGAAGUCAAGUGUAUCAACUGGAGUCGACGUUUGAUAUAAAAAGGUAUCUUUCCUCAUCGGAACGAGCUGGCUUGGCCUCCCAACUUCACCUCACAGAAACGCAAGUUAAGAUAUGGUUUCAGAACCGGCGGAACAAAUGGAAGAGGCAACUUGCUGCCGAGAUGGAGGCAGCAAGUUUAGCUCAAGCGAGUCAUCAACGGAUGGUACGUGUUCCUAUUCUGUACAGAGAACAAAGUCGCCCCAGCGAACUAUCAACACAUGCUCCGUACUCAUUUUACCAUCCUUCAUAUCCAGGUUUAGCUCAGUAUCCACAGCACUAUUCACAAUUUCUUCCUCCUCAUCUAAGACCAUCGCCGAUGUCUUCUUUGCUUUAACGGGUCUAUUACUGGAAAGAAAGAACAAUAACGUAAACGCGAAAUGACUUCUUUCUCUUCACAUCGAAAUAAACGUACCGCAGACUAGAGUGGACAAAGCAAUACCUUGCUUACAGACACUUAAGAUUUUUUACUUCAAAAUCUAGGCAAUCUAAGUAUAAUACAAAAAUCAUUUGUUUGAUACCCAGUUUAAUAUCGUAACUCUAGAGCAUCCAACGGGGAUACCUUUGCUGAGAGCGGAAAGCACUUCAGCCGGAUAUAGUUGUCGUCACUAAGUAAGGAAAUUUCAUCAAAAAAUUCUAUUCCCCUCAUUCAAUCUGGUUUUCAUUGAGCGUUUCGAAACGAGAAAGCUUGAACUGAAGAGUCGUAGUUGUCAAGCACCAUGGAGUGUUUACAGUUGUUAUUUACACCUAUUUAUACAACACUAAAAGCGAUUAGGGCUAAGAGAUGAACCACUUUAGUUAUUGCACGGAAUAUUUAACGCAGAGUGGAGAUCGAAAGACAUCCAAUUUGCUUUGGAUCCGCAGCGAAUGAUGUAAAUUUUGUAUAUUAAAUAACAUAUUCGCAAAUUUGUUCGAAUUCGAAGGAUUCCAAUAACUAGUGUAAUUGCGGUGAAGAAGCGAAGUAGGGGCCAUUAACGACCCAACGAUCUUUUCGCUGAGAAGCAUUUGUAGUUGAUUAUUUCAAACUCUCAAGAACAAAAAAGGUUAAUGAAUUUAGAGUUUGUGGGUCCAGACUGUAAAAUACGUGCUAAAUUGUAGUCAAAUAUUUACAAUAAAAGAAAGAGUUUGUAAAUUGCA
Stylophora pistillata is the source of this 1667-nucleotide messenger RNA. RefSeq lists its product as uncharacterized. The record is from RefSeq and is a predicted model, not a curated record. Gene Ontology annotation, molecular function: RNA polymerase II transcription regulatory region sequence-specific DNA binding; DNA-binding transcription factor activity, RNA polymerase II-specific. Gene Ontology annotation, biological process: regulation of transcription by RNA polymerase II. Gene Ontology annotation, cellular component: nucleus. NCBI's taxonomy places the organism in Eukaryota, Metazoa, Cnidaria, Anthozoa, Scleractinia, Pocilloporidae.